AUGUUUGAUUCUUCCACAAUUUCCUACCUACGCUCCGUACAUCACUCCGGCCUCAUCCAGCUAGUCCACGACUUUGACCCCCAUGAAUUCCACACAAAUAUCCUAGCUCUAGCAAGAGUUGUUAGCUACUUUCAAGUACCCUCCGUCCUGGCCACAUCGCUCGAAACCGGCCCAAACGGCCCCAUUGCCAAGGAGAUUCUAGAAACGCGCCCCCCCCCCCUCCCCCCCCCCGGGGGGCCCCUGAUCCGACGCCCCGGCCAGAUCAAUGCGAUGGAUAAUGAGGAUUUCGUCAAGGCUAUCAAGGACACCGGGAGGAAGCAGGUUGUUAUAAAGUACCAGUCAGUACCUGAACACCCGUUGAAAGAGUGCUCAUUAAAAAAAGACGCGCUCUGA
Molecule: messenger RNA, 393 nt
Organism: Blastomyces dermatitidis ER-3
Lineage: Eukaryota; Fungi; Ascomycota; Eurotiomycetes; Onygenales; Ajellomycetaceae
Product: isochorismatase
Exons: 2
Coding region: 1-393 (130 amino acids)
Source: RefSeq, a predicted model, not a curated record